Molecule: messenger RNA, 4486 nt
Organism: Cydia pomonella (codling moth)
Lineage: Eukaryota; Metazoa; Arthropoda; Insecta; Lepidoptera; Tortricidae
Product: PE-PGRS family protein PE_PGRS30-like
Exons: 19
Coding region: 59-4357 (1432 amino acids)
Source: RefSeq, a predicted model, not a curated record
UCUGAUCGUCGGCGUAUGGGCAUCUUCAGUGAGCAACUAGCCCACUGAGAGGUCCAAAAUGGUGUGGAAAUUUGGACUUCUUUGUUUAUUGGCGACCGUCGUCUUCGCCCAGGAUGACUACGGACGCAGUGGCCUAGCCAGCGCCAUUGCGAAUGCCGAAGCUCUUGCCAACGGCUACGGAGGCGGCAGUGCAAGCGCUGACGCAGAAGCGAACGCUAUAGCCAACGGACUCGGAGGAGGCAGUGCCAGCGCCAACGCUCUUGCCAACGCUCUAGCUAACGGAGGAUUCGGAGGAGCUAACGCCAAUGCCAAUGCUCUUGCAAACGCCUUGGCAAAUGGAGGAGCUGGAGGAGCGAGUGCGGAUGCCAUCGCCAACGCAUUAGCCAAUGGAGGCGCUGGAAGCGCCAGCGCCAAUGCUCUAGCUAACGCUUUAGCUAAUGGAGGUGCAGGCGGAGCUAGUGCCAAUGCUCUCGCUAACGCCUUAGCCAAUGGAGGUGCUGGAGGAGCCAGCGCGGACGCGAUCGCCAAUGCCCUGGCUAACGGUGGUGCUGGUAGCGCUAAUGCUCAAGCUAUUGCCGAUGCUAUCGCCAAUGGAGCUGGUGGCAGCGCCAGUGCCGACGCUAUAGCCAACGCUUUAGCCAACGGAGGUAUCAGAGGAGCCAGCGCUGAUGCCAUAGCUCAAGCCCUUGCUAACGCCGGAGCUGGAGGCAGUGCUAGUGCCGAUGCUAUUGCUAAUGCGCUCGCUAAUGGAGGUGCUGGUGGUGCAAGUGCGGACGCAAUUGCCCAAGCUCUCGCAAACGCUGCAGGUGGUAGCGCUAGCGCUGAUGCCAUCGCGAACGCUCUCGCUGGAGGUGCUGGCGGUAGCGCUCAAGCUCAAGCUCUUGCCCAAGCUCUUGCUAAUGGCGCAGGUGGCAGCGCAAGCGCCGACGCUAUUGCUAAUGCCCUCGCCAAUGGAGGCGCCGGUAGCGCUAGCGCUCAAGCCCUCGCCCAGGCUCUCGCCAACGGUGCCGGCGGUAGCGCCAGUGCUGAUGCCAUUGCCAACGCUUUAGCCAACGGAGGAGCUGGUAGCGCUAACGCUCAAGCCCUCGCCCAAGCUCUUGCCAACGGUGCAGGCGGUAGCGCCAGUGCUGAUGCCAUUGCCAACGCUUUAGCCAACGGUGGAGCUGGUGGCGCUAAUGCCCAAGCCAUAGCUCAGGCCCUCGCUAACGCUGCAGGAGGCAGUGCUAGCGCCGACGCUAUUGCCAACGCUCUUGCCAACGGAGGUGCCGGAGGAGCCAGUGCUGAAGCCAUCGCCCAAGCCCUUGCGAACGCCGGAGCUGGAGGCAGCGCCAGUGCCGAUGCUAUUGCUAAUGCCCUUGCUAACGGUGGAGGCAGUGCAAGCGCUGAUGCUAUUGCUAAUGCCCUAGCCAGUGGAGGAGCCGGCGGCAGCGCCCAAGCCCAAGCCAUUGCCCAAGCUCUCGCCAACGCCGCCGGCGGCAGCGCUAGCGCUCAAGCCAUGGCCCAAGCUCUCGCUGACGCUGAACCUGGCAGUGCUAGUGCCUCAGCCCUAGCCCAAGCUCUCGCAAACGCCGCAGGAGGCAGUGCUCAAGCUCAAGCUCUAGCUCAAGCUCUCGCUAAUACUAGAGGCGGUGGCGCUAGCGCCAGUGCUCAAGCCCUCGCCCAAGCUCUCGUUAACGCCGCUGGAGGUACCUCAAGUGCCCAAGCCAUGGCCCAAGCCCUCGCAAACGCUGAACCCGGUAGUGCUCAAGCUUCAGCUCUAGCACAAGCUCUCGCUAAUGCUGCAGGUGGAACCGCUGAUGCUCAAGCUCUUGCGAACGCACUUGCGAACUCUAGAACAGGUGGUGGUGCUAGCGCUAGCGCUCAAGCUCUCGCUCAAGCCCUCGCUAACGCUGCAGGCGGCAGUGCUACCGCUCAAGCUAUGGCUCAAGCCCUAGCUGAUGCUGACACCGGUAGCGCAAGCGCUCAAGCUUUGGCCCAAGCUCUCGUAAGUGCUGCAGGCGGUAGUGCUCAAGCACAAGCUAUUGCCCAAGCUCUUGCAAACACACGAGGUGGUGGCGGUAGCGCUUCAGCUCUAGCUGAAGCGUUAGCGAGCGCCGUUGGUGGUAGCGCAAGCGCCCAAGCGGUCGCACAGGCCCUCGCAAGUGCCGCAGGAGGCAGCGCGCAAGCGCAAGCCCUUGCUCAAGCAACUGCAAGCGCUGCCCCCGGCAGUGCAAGCGCCCAAGCUCUCGCUCAAGCUCUAGCUAGCGCUGCAGGCGGCAGUGCCACGGCCCAAGCCCUCGCCUCCGCCCUAGCCAACGCUGGCGGCGCCAGUGCUAGCGCCCAAGCUAUUGCCAAUGCCCUUGCUAUUGGAGGCAGUGCCGAUGCUUCUGCUAUUGCAAAUGCAAACGCGCACGCAACCGGAUUCAUACCUCCUCCUCCACCGGCUCAAUGCUCAUACAACGGCCAGAUGAUAGUGAGAGUAGUCCCUGGUACCGAGAAAUACGUUCCCUGCCCCGCUGUUGAGGUCUGCGGAUGCUUCCAGACCCCAAUUGGUGGACUCUAUCUGAGCUGCCGACGAUGCCCCGGUUGUGUUCCUCGUGAUCCGAGACACGCUUCACUACCAACAAUUUUGCCCAUUAGUCCAUUUUUACCAGUACCACCUGGCCCAGCACCUCGUCCAAAACCAGUUCCCAUUCCGAUUCCGGAUGUAAUACCGUUUCCGAGACCGAUUCCAGGGCCCACCCCGAUCCCCAUACCGAUACCAAGACCGACCCCAAUACCGUGGUGCCCACCACCAACCGUGAUCCCUGGCCCGCCACGACCAUACCCAGUACCAGUCCCAGUUCCGAGCAAACCCGUCGUUAUCCCGGUACCAGUCCCGGUCCCAUCUCCGCCGAAGAAGAUCUACGUUCCUGGCCCAGUAGUGAGGGUCCCGGUUCCAGUGAGAGUACCCGUGCCAGUACCGCAGCCCUACCCAGUACCAUCCCCACCUAAGAUCAUCAGAGUCCCAUACCCUGUACCAGGCCCAGUUGAAAAGAUAUACGUGAAAGUCCCGGUACCUUCCCCGCCCAUCAGAAUACCGGUCUUCGUCCCUGGUCCAGAGAGGGAUGUUCCCGUACCUGUACCAGUACCGUCACCCCCGGUCCGCGUUCCGUACCCGGUCAACAGAUAUAUCACAGUUCCUGGCCCAAGAGUGCUUGUUCCUGUACCUGUUCCAGUGAUCAGAAACAAAGUCUUCCCGGUACCCGUCGUCAUAUACGUAGCCCCUGAAUGCAGGUCCCACGAACCGAACAUACCAUUCCCGAAACCUGGCGAUUCUUGCGUGAUCCUCACCUGCCGCGUCAAAUACAACUACAUUUACAUCGAGAGCUCCAGAAUCCCUGGCUGUGGAAUUCCAGUCCCACCCCCACCGCCACCACCAACUCCAAUAUGGAUCCCUACUGAGGCUCAAGCUCAAGCUCAAGCCCAAGCUCAAGCUCAGGCUCAAGGAGGCGGAUGGGGAAGCAGCUCAGCAGAAGCUCAGGCUCAAGCGCAGGCUCUAACCAACGGUUACGGUGGUUUGGCUGACGCUCAAGCUCAAGCCCAAGCUCAGGCUCUAACUGCUGGGCUCGGAGGCGGCUCCGCUGACGCUCAGGCACAGGCUCAGGCUCUAGCUCAAGGUCUCGGAGGUGCCGGAGGUUCAGCUCAAGCUCAAGCUCAAGCAUUAGCUCAAGCCCUAGGUUUAGGUGGCGGAGCGGCUGACGCUCAAGCUCAGGCACAGGCUCUUGCUCAAGGUCUUGGAGGUGCUGGAGGUUCAGCUCAAGCUCAAGCUCAAGCAUUAGCUCAAGCCCUAGGUUUAGGUGGCGGAGCAGCUGACGCUCAAGCUCAGGCACAGGCUCUUGCUCAAGGUAUUGGAGGUGCUGGAGGUUCAGCUCAAGCUCAAGCUCAAGCAUUAGCUCAAGCCCUAGGUUUAGGUGGCGGAGCAGCUGACGCUCAAGCUCAGGCACAGGCUCUUGCUCAAGGUCUUGGAGGUGCCGGAGGUUCGGCCCAAGCCCAAGCACAAGCACUAGCUCAAGCCCUAGGUUUAGGUGGUGGUGCCGCUGACGCUCAAGCCCAGGCUCAAGCUCUAGCUAACGGACUUGGAGGCGGUGAUGCUCAAGCUCAGGCCCAGGCUCAGGCUCAAGCAGCUGGACUACAAGGCGGAUGGGGUGGAGCUGAUGCUCAAGCCCAAGCCCAAGCUCAAGCUCAAACUCAAGCUCAAGGCUUAUUAGGAGGUUGGGGAGGAGGCGCGUCGCAAGCUCAAUCGCAGGCUCAGGCCCAAUCUCAAGCGGCAGCUCUCGCGCAAGCUUUAGCUCAAGCUCAAGCUCAAGCUCAAGGCAUAAACAGAGACGGAAACUAAGAGAAAACUCAACAAAUGAUAACUAAGGAUCAAUCUAUCAACACAACGACAACAAGCAAGGUAGUUAAGUUAAGCAUUGUAAAAAUAGACUAAGCACACCUCUUUUUAAUAAAAUCUAGUGGGAUUCAA